ACACAAUAUGAAGCUUCAAGGUCGCGUCUGGGAAAUUUCACAUCUACCAAUCCAAGAGCGCGCGCCAAACAGCAAGGCUGCAACCGUAGUAUCAGCCCUCGAUUGACAAAAUUCAAUAUCUUCAAUUUCAACUGUCGAAAAGAAAAAGUAAAAAAACUUAUAUACAACGACAACUAUUGUCAAACUCGUCACUGCUCGUGCACCACAAGCGAAGCUAUCAUCGACCUGUGUUUGGUCAUUUCUAGCAAAGAUGAUGCACCCAUCACGGCAGGCGUACGUCGAGGAUGCCGAGCCUCAAGGAAUCGCAUUAGAAGAUGUCCCCGAUGAUCAUGACUACGAUAUUCCAAUGGGCGGAACAGGUGUUCCUUCUGAAAAGGCUUCCGCAAUCCUCAGUCAAUUCAAUCGCAAACGCCUAGCAGCAACGAUAGCAGUCCCUACCGAUGAUACUCGAGUCCGCGCGAAGCUUCGGGAGAUGGGUGAACCAGUCACGCUAUUCGGAGAGGCACUUGUUGAUCGUCGGGAUCGACUACGGGAACUUCUUACCAUCCAGGCAGAGAUGACAGGGUUGGAGAAUGGUGAUAUCACAAUGGAGGACGCUGGAGACCAGGAUCAAGAGGAGGAACAGGAGGAGGAGUUUUACUCAAGAGGUGGGCCUGAACUUCUACAGGCGCGGUUAAAGCUUGCUGAAUACUCUCUGCCGCGAGCCAAGAAGAGGGUUCGAUUUCAGAAAGCUGAAUCUACGAUCCCUCUACGCACCCAAGUCAAGUUUCGCAAACAAGUCAAGGAGAGAUUACAAGCAUUUGAGCUCCAGGGCAGUCAGACGGUUGGCGAACGUCAUGUCAGCAUGACUCGCAUAUCUCCCAACGGCGAGUUGGUCGCUGUAGGCAACUGGGGUGGGCAAGUCAAACUGGUCGAAAUACCAAGCUUGAACCAAAAGACAACCUUCCGCGGUCACACCAACAAGAUUAGCGGUUUAUCUUGGUUUCCCGGAUCUACCUUGCCAGAACACAACGUUUCCCCUGACGCCGUCAACCUUGCGUCAGGCGGUGCUGAGGGUUCGAUUCAUUUAUGGUCUCUGAACCAAGAUACUCCCCUGUCCACACUUGAAGGACAUUCACAGCGAGUGUGUCGUAUCGAGUUCCAUCCCUCUGGACGUUAUCUGGCCUCUGCUUCUGAGGAUACUUCGUGGCGCCUCUGGGAUGUCGAAACAACUGCAGAGGUUCUCCUUCAAGAAGGCCACUCAAGAGGUGUCUACGCUGUCAGUUUUAACACUGACGGAUCCUUACUUGCGAGUGCUGGUCUGGACAGCAUAGGUAGAAUCUGGGACUUGCGUUCCGGACGUACCGUUAUGAUCCUGGAUGGACAUCUGGACGGACACAUAAAACCCAUCCAUGCGCUGGACUGGAGCUCUGAUGGACACAGGGUACUAUCUGGCUCAGCUGAUGGCUGGAUCAAGUGUUGGGAUGUUCGAAAGGUGCAAAGGACAGGCGGUAUUGGUGCGCACACCAGUGCUGUCUCUGAUAUGCGUUGGUUCAAAGGUCUCGACGACCCUCUCACUGGUGUUCCACCUGGUGUGGAUGAGAAGGGCGCGCAGCUACCUAAAAAGUCGGGCACCUUCUUCGUGUCAAGCGGCUUUGAUAGAAAUGUCAAGAUCUUCUCGGCAGACGACUGGACACUAGUGCAGACGCUCAGCGGCCAUACAGGCCCAGUUGCCAGCGUCGACUAUAGCAGGGAUGGCAAGUGGAUUGUCAGUGGAGGCCAUGAUCGCACAGUCAAACUAUGGGGUCGCAAUGAUGGCGAGGGAGUCUAACGUCAGGGCAUCACUGAUGAAGGAUGAAUCUGGGUAGAACAAGACAAACAAAAGCUACUAUGAGAUACCCCAAAAAAAAUCAUAAUAAUAGGUAGCCAGAAUAAAUAAGAACCAAAGAAUGAACAAACAAUCAAGCACCAAUAGUCCAACAAUCAUCCAAAAAUGGGC
This is a messenger RNA of Fusarium verticillioides 7600, 1978 nucleotides long. Its product is annotated as serine/threonine-protein kinase PRP4. NCBI's taxonomy places the organism in Eukaryota, Fungi, Ascomycota, Sordariomycetes, Hypocreales, Nectriaceae. Bases 251 to 1810 code for a protein of 519 amino acids. The record is from RefSeq and is a predicted model, not a curated record. Gene Ontology annotation, cellular component: U4/U6 x U5 tri-snRNP complex. Gene Ontology annotation, biological process: mRNA splicing, via spliceosome. The transcript has a single exon. Gene Ontology annotation, molecular function: protein binding; U6 snRNA binding; U4 snRNA binding.